Molecule: messenger RNA, 7976 nt
Organism: Bombina bombina (fire-bellied toad)
Lineage: Eukaryota; Metazoa; Chordata; Amphibia; Anura; Bombinatoridae
Gene: WNK2
Product: WNK lysine deficient protein kinase 2
Exons: 27
Coding region: 582-7043 (2153 amino acids)
Biological process (GO): positive regulation of sodium ion transmembrane transporter activity; intracellular signal transduction; monoatomic ion homeostasis
Cellular component (GO): cytosol; cytoplasm
Molecular function (GO): ATP binding; protein serine/threonine kinase activity; chloride channel inhibitor activity
Source: RefSeq, a predicted model, not a curated record
CGUAGGAUCCCCUUGUCCACAAGCCGGUUUGGUAAACGGAUAGGUCAUUUUUAAAGAGCAAAUCCCAUUGAAAAAAAAGGGGCGGUGGUUGUGGGGCGGGAGGAAAAGCAUAGUGUUAAUUGUUUAACCUGCAGUAAAGCUAAUGGGGGAAUAGAAGGUUGUUACAGAUCCCAGGCAGAACAAAAAGGGAAUUACUGUGAUUUGCACUAGGGAGUGGUAUGUACCUGCUAGUCACAAGUCCCUAUCUGUGGGGGAUCUCUAAACGUGCAGAGUCUCAGGGUAUGUGGGUGUGGCUGUGUAUAUAACUUAUUUAUCUCUAUCUGUUCCUGUGUUUGCAAGUCCUGUUGGAUAAAUGUUUAAUUUCGUUUGCUGAAGUGGGUACAGUUGGCAUCACCAGCACAAGGGACAUUUGCAAAGAUCUGGAGUUCUUUGAUCCCUCUUUAAUGGGUACAAUGGUGCAGUUGGAUUUGGCUGCGUCAUAGACUCAUGUAGGGGGAUCUACUAAGUUGUUUUUUUUUUUCCAACUGGAUUUGGAUCAUGACUUCACUACAUUGAAGAUAAAAGCCAAAACCUCAAUUUAAAUGGAAAGUAGCACAGAUGUCAGCACUGACCCUCUAAUAAGAAAGGUCGAAGUGGAUUCUACUGGAGGUGCUGGUGUUAAUAUUCACGGGAUGUUCGGUGCUAAAGGUGUGGAGAACAUGGACACUACUGCAUUGCUGAAAUCUGGUGAUGCCCAUGGGGUGCCUAGUUUUAAAGAUUCCAGAAUGGUCAAGCUAAGGUUCUUGAGAAGGACAGCAGUGGACUCUGACCAAGAGGAACCAUCGGUUCUUGAUUUGGCAGCUUCUGUGCCCCAGAAAAAGGCUAUCCCUAUCUCAAGAGCAAGGAGGGCUAUUGCCAAGAGAGCGCAUGUUGUCAGUGACCAGGCAUCUGGUGCUGAGGUCUCGGAUCAAAAUGAUAGUCCCAUCAAGAGUCAAACGGUACCUGUGCUACCAGAACUACCCGGAGAACCAGAGAGGAAAGAAGAACCUGAAACUUCCAAAGAUCUUCCAAAGUCCAAAAAAGAAGAGGAAGAUGAAGAGGAGGAUGAUAUGAAGGCUGUCUCAACCUCACCAGAUGGCAGGUUCUUAAAGUUUGACAUUGAAAUUGGAAGGGGAUCAUUUAAGACGGUCUAUAAGGGCUUGGACACAGAAACAUGGGUUGAAGUUGCUUGGUGUGAGCUUCAGGACCGUAAACUGACAAAACAGGAAAGACAGAGGUUUAAAGAGGAAGCAGAAAUGUUAAAAGGUUUACAACAUCCGAAUAUUGUUCGAUUCUAUGACUUCUGGGAAUCCUGUCUCAAAGGGAAGAAAUGUAUUGUUCUUGUUACUGAGCUUAUGACCUCAGGGACAUUGAAAACAUACUUGAAGAGGUUUAAGGUAAUGAAGCCAAAGGUUCUGCGCAGCUGGUGCCGGCAAAUACUCAAAGGGUUGCAUUUCCUCCACACGCGGACUCCACCAAUCAUCCACAGGGACUUAAAAUGUGAUAACAUCUUUAUUACUGGCCCAACUGGAUCUGUGAAAAUAGGGGACCUUGGCUUGGCAACCUUAAAGAGAGCAUCAUUUGCAAAAAGUGUUAUAGGAACUCCAGAGUUUAUGGCCCCAGAAAUGUAUGAAGAGCAUUAUGAUGAGUCUGUAGAUGUCUAUGCAUUUGGAAUGUGCAUGCUCGAAAUGGCUACUUCUGAAUACCCAUACUCUGAAUGCCAAAAUGCAGCUCAGAUAUAUCGGAAAGUAACCAGUGGUGUGAAACCUGCAAGUUUUGAUAAAGUAUCUGAUCCAGAAAUAAAAGAAAUUAUUGGGGAGUGCAUAUGUAAGAAAAAAGAAGAAAGGUAUGAAAUUAAAGACCUUCUAGGCCAUGCUUUUUUUGCAGAAGACACAGGUGUGAGAGUAGAACUUGCAGAAGAAGACCAUGGUAGGAAAUCAACUAUUGCAUUAAGACUUUGGGUAGAAGAUCCUAAGAAAUUGAAAGGAAAACCCAAAGAUAAUGGAGCCAUUGAGUUUACAUUUGAUCUUGAAAAAGAAAGCCCUGAUGAUGUUGCUCAAGAAAUGGUUGAAUCUGGGUUCUUCCAUGAGCUUGAUAUGAAGAUUGUUGCCAAGUCAAUAAGAGAUAGAGUUGCAUUAAUCCAGUGGAGAAGGGAGAGGAUGUGUCCGGAGGACCAAGAGCGCGAGAGUUUGGAACAGCUGCUGGUACCACAAACCCCACCAGUCCCACUUGCCCACUCUUCCCAAAUAGUCCACCAUAUCCUGCCUGAUCCAGAAGAGCAGGAGACUGACCAGCAUACGUUUCACCCAAAGCUGCCUGCCAGCAUCACCUCUGUUGCAUCUGACAGCACAUUUGACAGUGGCCAAGGGUCGACUGUGUAUUCGGAUUCGCAGAGUAGCCAGCAAAGUGUGAUUUAUGCCUCUAUACCUGAUUCUAUACCCCCUGCUAUACAACGAGUCUACAGCCCUCCUAUACUUGAUGGACAGACUUUGCCACAAAGUCCACAGCACCAAAUUGCACAAUACCAGCAGGCACUUGCACCCGGGAUUGCAGUGGCACAAGGCACCCUCCCCUCUCUUGCUCAGCAUCACUACCAAGAACAAAGCUUACCCUUCUCAGGUGUGCAGCCAACGCCCAUACCCUCUGUGCCUUUUGGACAAUCACCACCACCUGUACUACCCACUCAGAUUCCAGCUGGUCCAGCCAUUUGCGCCAUACAACCUACCUCCCAUACUUUUUCACAGUACCAGCCCUCGCACCCUCCAGUGGGAACACCUCCGCUAAAUCCCUUACAGAUACAGAUAACAACUCUGCCACCGCAGCAGCACCCCCCUAUUGCUGCAUCUCAGCUCCCUUCGUAUCCUAUCAUUCCAGCAGUAACUCCUCUUUCAGGACUUGAGAAUCUCCCUGCAAAUCUCUCUGACAUGCCUGCUGUUUGUAUCACACCAUUGCCUGCUUCAUGCCCAUUUUACCCUCCUGGUAUAGUAAUGCCCAACCUCUCUGUGCCACCCACCAUACCCCCAUCUCAAUCAUUACAAGCUGUUAAUGCACCUCUGGUGUUGCCGUAUGAUAUGAAUAUAAUGGCAAAUAUGUCAGUGACUCCUGUAUCAUUGCUAGCUAUGGCAACAUCUUUAGGGCCAGCAUUGCCCACCCCUCAACCAUUGCCCCAGCUUGCCAAUCCGCAACCCUACCAGCCGCAACCCUAUCAGCAGAUGAUUCAGAGUGAUGUUGCUUCUGCACAUCAUUCUCAGAACGUUCAAGUAGUGGCGCAACAACCACUGCUGCCACCUCCGUCCCAUCACCAAAUCCAUCCUUCAGAGCAGGCUUCAUCUGCACCUGGUAAUCAGAUUUAUUCUAUGGAAAUGGGCGUGCCGGUUGCGGUAAUGCCAAUGGCGCCUUCAGUGAUGAUGUCCGCACCUGUUCAUUUUCAUUCUGAAAAACCUCAUUUACUACAAGCACAGGAACAAUUUUCACAAGCAUCUCUCAAACCUGCUGAUGCAGCCUUGCCCGAAACCGAAACGUCAUCCCUUCAUACCAGUUGUCAUCAGCCUGAUGUCUCCCAGCUUGUGAGUCAACAAAACCAGAAUCUAUAUCCAACAACUUCCCAUCCUGUUUUGGAAUCAAGUAAAGAGGAACAAGCCAUACAGGAUAUUCAGCUCGCUGCAACACAAAGCUGUGAUAGCUACGUGGGUUCAGAUGCUGCAUCUGGAAAAGAGAUGAGUGAUGGUAAUGAAGGCAUCCAAGGUAGUGGGAAGCUAGAGGGAAAACCCUCAAAGAAACACCACCGAAGAUCUUCACGUACGCGAUCGCGCCAAGAGAAAGCCAAUAGACCUAAACUGACUAUUCUCAAUGUGUGUAAUACUGGGGAUAAAAUGGUAGAGUGCCAACUGGAAACACACAACCAUAAAAUGGUGACGUUCAAGUUUGACUUGGAUGGUGAUGCACCAGAUGAGAUUGCUACUUACAUGGUGGAUAAUGAAUUUAUAUUGCAAACGGAAAAAGAGAUUUUUAUCGAGCAAAUGAAAGAUGUUAUAGAUAAAGCUGAGGAUCUGCUAAGUGAAGAUACAGAAGGGGAGAGGAGUUCAGACCAAGGUGGAAGCCCACAGAAAGCAGAUUCUUUUAGGGUGGAAAUGGAGGAGAACAACCAGAGCCAAGUGAAGACACCAGUUUACCAACAAAAUGUGUUACACACUGGAAAACGCUGGUUUAUAAUAUGCCCAGUUGCAGAAAGUCCCAGUGCAGCAGUAAAUACAGUGCCACCAACGUCUCUGACAGCGCCGCAGCAGAUUGAUACUAAAGAUAAAAUUGAGCCUGAAGAUAAUCAGCAAGUGGGUUCUGCAGAAGUGGAUAAAUCUGAUCUUUCAGUUGGCCAAGCCAAUUUGGCCGAUAGUUAUGACACUACCACAAUUCCAGCUUCUAUGACACAGUCAUCGUCGACAAUCUCCUCGUUUGAUAUACAGACUCAAACUGAAUUUUCUAUAUCAACUCUACCAGAAUCUCUCUCAUUCUCUCUCGUAGAGAAUGUGAAUGUUGUUGGAUCAACCGUUUUACAAACUGUUUUGGAGGUAGACCUUAAUGCUGCAGAAAUCGAUGCUCCUUUACAAGUGUCAUCUUGUGAAUCUCCAACACCUAUAAGAACAGAAUCUAUAUUGAAGCAAGUAGAGAGUGUUUGUAAUUCACCUUUGGCUUCCAUAUCUUGCAUCCCAAGCUUAACUGAAACCUUGAAACCUGAAGAUGUUUCGAAGAUAGGUCUACCACUCAAUAUUUCUCAGGAAAAGGUUCUAGAACUCCAGUCUGAGCAGAAUGAGUUAUAUGAAUCUGAUAUUAGUCCAGUUAUAUCGAAUGAAGUGUUGCAAAAUAUGUGUUUGAAUACCUUAGACAUUCAGUCAAAUGCGGUUCAAGGUGCAACAACAACAACCUCUCAACCAGGUCUUCAAAAUCAGACUCAGUCUUUAAGUUUAUCAGCUGGGAAUUCGAAUCUACAGCAGUCCAGCAUAACAGAAUCUGAUGGCGAAGGUCCACCCAGAGUUGAGUUUUCUUGUGAUACUAUUAAAAGCUUGGAUGAAAAACUACGUACGUUGUUGUACCAGGAGUAUACUACUCCUAACCAGCCUGCAGGGACACCUGAAAACUCAUUUGGUCUAGGAAAUGCAGGGGAUGGUUUCCACCUUCAACUGGAAAAUGGUGAAAUUAACCCAGACUGCAAACAUAUCUUCAAGUCUUUCUCUGCUCCAGGAGACCAAACAUUUUCAAAUGAUCUAAUUGGUAGUAACGAGGAAUCAAGUGUUCAUGACUUGCAAAACCAAAAAGGUCAAACCAAGUUACCAGCACAUUUAAAAAGGAGAGAUUCUUGUGAUGCAACAUCCAAAGAAAGAAGGACUGAUUGUGUCUCUCCAAAAUCUAAAACGGAAGGUUCUGAAAUGUCCCCUAAAACAAUUGGCAGAUUCUCAGUAAUAAGCACAGAAGAUGAUGCAACAGUUAUGUUACCAAAUUAUCAAAGGUUUUCAGCACCUCCUGAUGUUUACCUGGACCAGAUUCCUUCUCAGCCCGUAAGGACCUCUGUUCCGCGUGCCCAUACCUCAUCACCUAUAAACUCUCUUUUCUGUGGGCAUGUUUCCAGUGAUUCUGGUGAUGAAGUUCCUCUCUCUAAGUCCAAAGAUGGUCAACCAUCAACACCAAGCAGAGGAGGCACUACGGACUUUAUGAAAAAAGCAGCGGCCUUCUUGCAUCGAUCAGGAAAAAUUAGCACACACAGUCCGGAAUCUUCCAGUUGCCAACCAAUGAAAAUCCCUUCAAUCAAUGUCACGUCUUUUCACUCGCAGUCUUCAUAUGUGAGCAGUGAUAAUGACUCGGAGAUUGAAGAUUCAGAUAUCAAGAAAGAAUUACAGAGUCUUCGGGAAAAGCACAUGAAAGAGAUCACAGAACUGCAAGUUCAGCAGAGAAGGGAGAUAGAAGCUCUUUACAUAAGGCUGGGAAAACCUCUCCCUCCGAACGUGGGAUUCCUCCACGCAGCUCCACCAAGUGGUCGCAGAAGGAGAAUCAGCAAAAAUAAACUAAAAACUGGAAAACUGAUCAACCCACUAGUGCAGCAAUUAAAAAGUGAGACCAUUACAAGUAACAUUUCUACAGAUUGCAAUGGAUUUUCUACCAAAGAUGCGGUUAAACCUCAAACUGACUCUAGCGGCAAAAUUGCUGGCACUUAUUUAAGCACUUCUCCGAAUCGGGCUGUACAGACACAGCAACCUUGUUCAGUGAAAGUCACAAUGUCAUCAGAUAAUAUCUGUUCUGGGGUUGUCCGUGAAGGCGGUGAUGGUGUUUCUGGCCAAGGCUGGACGGUUUACCACCAAUCAUCAGAGCGCGUGACCUAUAAAUCUAGUAGCAAACCUCGUACCAGAUUCCUCAGUGGACCUGUGUCUUUGUCCAUCUGGUCCACUUUAAAACGGCUUUGUCUAGGGAAAGACCACAGUAGUAGAUCGUCAACGAGUAGCCUUGCGACAGGCCCCGAUCCUUCACCUGUGCCCCCGGGAUCCACGCCACAAAUACAGGCGCAGACGAACAACAGCAACAAUAAAAAAGGAACGUUUACAGAAGACUUUCACAAGCUUGUGGAUGAGUGGGCGAGCAAAACCGUAGGCGCAGCACAGUUUAAGCCUUCUUUAAACCAGCUUAAGCAGUACCAGCAAAGGCAAGAUAUGGAAAGAAAGUCUGCACAGAAUGGAAGUGAAGAGAAUCUCAUAACUCCCAAUGCAGGAAUACAUUUUGGUUUCUCCAAUUCUUGUCCAGCGCCUUCUUCCUCAACACAUGCCAUCUCUUCCAAUAACCCUGCACAUUCGUACACAAUGCCCCUUUGUCAGUAUGGGAGUGCGUUCACUGCACCAGCGUAUGGAAAUCAGUGGGCAAGCGCAUUGCAACCUGGUAUGGUGGGAGGUCAGAUCACUGCUCCAGUAUCAUCUACAAACACCUUCCCCAUUCAACUUCCUCAACCAGUUCUCAAUCAAUCUCAAUCUAAUAUGAGGAUCACGUAGCUUUCUUCUCUGAACUUACAUUUUAUCAGUGUUUUUGAGCCCAUCAGUUUCAUGGUGUUUUUAAAGCAGUACGGCACAAGUAUACUGCAGACCUCCUCAGCACUGCUAAUGAUGUAUGGUUUUUGCUGCUGGCAUCCAGUCCGAGCCUACAAAUGCACCUAGCCAUACACUGAAUCAUGCAAUCACUGUGAAAGUCUUCAAAGCCUAGCUAGUUUUGUCACGACAAUAUAUGCUCAUUACUCAUUGCUGCAGGCACUUGUUUCGCAGUUUUACACAAUCUGAAAUGUAACGUACUUGAACUGAUAUAUGAGGAAUUGUUACUAAUCUUGUGGUUUAGUGCCUUGAAACAUUGCUUUUCAGUGCAUCUGAAAAGACCUGUAAAAAGAAAAAAAACAAAAAUAUAUUUGUUUAGAAAGCAGAUUUUAUUUUCAAAUCCACAUUUUUAUUUUCAAAUCCACAUUUUUAUUUUUUGUUUUCUUCUUUUUUCUUCCUUUUAACCUUAAUCGCAAAACUGAGGGUGUAGUUGCUGGUUUGUUUUGUUUAUGGCUUUUUAUAUUUUCUAACUCCCACCAGGAAAUCUCAAACAGAGGGGUAGAAAGAAUACUGUUUUUAGAAUUUCACAUGACUGGUUUAAGGCUAUUUAUUGCAAUGUGUAAGCCCACUAAUAUCCAUGCAAUAAAGUAGACAUACAUUUUUGGGAACGGUGGCUACCAAUUAAGGGCAGGCAAUUCAUAGCUAUAAAUUAUUAUUUUUUUGCUAAAAUAUUGUUGCUGGCCAUCAGUAUUCUUGCUUUUUCAACCAAAGGUUUUCAAGCAGCUUCUCAAGGAUAAUUAAAAAAAAAUAUAGUAAUAUAUAUGUUUUCUUAUCCUUAUCCAUGCUGUCAGCUGUGUGUUAAAUAUAAUUUAUGGAUAAUAAAAUGCAAUUUAAUAAAGA